Messenger RNA from Austrofundulus limnaeus, 1438 nucleotides. Its product is annotated as neural Wiskott-Aldrich syndrome protein. Bases 34 to 978 code for a protein of 314 amino acids. NCBI's taxonomy places the organism in Eukaryota, Metazoa, Chordata, Actinopteri, Cyprinodontiformes, Rivulidae. The transcript has 8 exons. Gene Ontology annotation, biological process: actin filament organization. The record is from RefSeq and is a predicted model, not a curated record.
UCUUAGUUCAUUAAAACAACCGUAGCACAGAUAAUGAAGGCCAAAGACAGCAGCAGAGAGAGCCCAGGCUGGCAUCGGUUACACUGUGGAGUGGUGUGUCUCGUCGAGAACAAGUCCGCCCGCUCCUACUUCCUACGUCUCUACUGCGUCACGCGUGCCAAGUUACUGUGGGAGGAGGAACUGUACAUUCCAUGCAAGUACACCGCGAGCUGURCGUACUUCCACACUUUCCCUGCAGAAGCCAGUCAUGUUGGCUUCAACUUUGCCAAUGAAACAGAGGCAGAGGAAUUUUACUCAGCAGUGCAGGCCAUUCAUCAAAAGAUGACCACUAUGAUCAACAUGACAAAAAAGRAAGUAGURAGCCUUUCAGCCRGCAAUCWACCYACUUUAAAAGAAACAAAAAGUGAACGCUUCUAUGAGGAACCAACCCCCUCCACAGCUCCUCUGACCACAAGUUCAUUGAAGUUUUUAGACCUGGACCCGGCCAUGAUCAGCCUGUUGAUGCAGGCAAAACUCUCCGAGGAGGACUUAAGAAACAAAGACGUCACUGAGGUUGUCGACUGCAUCAUCACACAGUUUGGAGGAUUAAAAGCUGUGCAGACAGAGUUAAGGAGAAAAAGCACAGGCUCAAAGACAUUGCCCAGGAUGUCAGGGUCGUCCAUCACAGCUGCUCUGCAGAAAGGACCUUUACCACCAGUUCCUCCCGUUAAAACAGCCACCAACUCUCAGCAGAUGUCUCAAGAUACAUGUGUUCAGAAUACGAAUCCACCUGACUCUGUGUCUUUCACUCCACCUUCCCCAAGAGCAGGGAGAUUGAGGAGUGCAAGUUUAAAAGAUGUGAGCUCCUCGGCAGCCCUGGAAGCAGCAGAAGGUAUGGAUCCCAUCAUAGUCGCUCUGAGAGAGGCCUUCAAACGGAGGAAGAUGCUCCUGCAAAACACAAGUGAAGGUSYUGAUGAAACUGGGCCACAAACAAACUAAAAAAAAAACUUUAAAAACCUGGAAGGUGAUGRAAAUUUUCCACAGCAGAUUUUAAACACAUUCCAKAUUAUUGCUGAUGUGCUUUUAUGUAUGUUUAUGUUCUGUUACUUAUGUUUUCAUUUGAGCCGUGUGCGUAUUUCCUCUGUGCCACUUGUCAUUCAGUCCUUCCUGCCAUGCCCACUCUCACCUGUUUCCAGUCUUUCUCCAGCCCUGAUGUGUCCACUUCCUCAUCAGACCUGGUCUUUAUAUGCYGUUAGUUUCACUUGUUUCUCAGCAGAGCAUUAGUGUUUUCUUACUAAGCCCUGGGGUCAUCAUACCCUUUAUUUUAGUGUCUCCUUGAGACUUCUUGUGCUUCCAUGUGCUUGUUUUUCAGUUCRUUUGUAAGUUUGCUGCCAUAUCAACAUUUUUUAAAUAAAGAGUAAUAUAAUGUUUUUAUGAAAGCUCCCUGUGUCGAUCUGAG